Messenger RNA from Saccoglossus kowalevskii, 15778 nucleotides. RefSeq names its product putative E3 ubiquitin-protein ligase HERC1. The record is from RefSeq and is a predicted model, not a curated record. Gene Ontology annotation, molecular function: protein binding; ubiquitin-protein transferase activity. Lineage: Eukaryota; Metazoa; Hemichordata; Enteropneusta; Harrimaniidae.
AUGGCUGUAAAUCCUCCUGUGAAACUGAAAUGGUUGGAGCAUCUGAAUGCUUCUUGGAUCUCAGAAGAUGCAGAGACAAUAGCAAGUCGUGAAGGAGUCAUCACACUGUAUGAUAGACUGUUGAUCAAUAAAGAGGUUCUUGCUUUACCAAGACAAGCACUCCAUCUGAAAGGACCACAGUUGCCUGAUUUUGAAAGAGAAAUACUAACACAGGAAGAACAAGAACACUAUUUAGAUUCUUUGUUGAAUAGUCAGUUGAUGCUCGCUAGGUCAGUCUGCUCGGAGUCACCAUUCGCUUCAACUCUGCGGAAAAGGCUUGUAGUAUUACAGAGAAUAUUUUAUGCUAUUUCCAAUAAAUUUCAUGAUAAAGAAAAAGUGCAACAACAACAGCAAGCGCAAGAAGGACAGUCAAAUGUAGUGGAUGAUAAAGGUAGCUCGUUGAAAUCUAGAUCUGGAACAGAGGCUUUGAUAGAAAUGGGAGUUAGAACUGGCCUAACUUUGUUGUUCUCACUACUGCGUCAAAGUUGGAUUGCUCCAGGACCAAGUGGAAACAUCCACUUGUGCAAUGAUGUUCUGCUUACAGCUACAGAGGUAGUCAGUUCAUUACCACCACUUUCAUUGGCAAAUGAGAGUAAAAUCCCACCAAUGGGAUUAGAAUGUCUGAAACAAGUCACAGGAUUUCUUAAAAGUGCCACCAUGCCUACAUCUGGGGCUGAUAUAAUGGGGAAGAGACUCGCUUCUGAACUGCUUCUAGGGAUUUCUGUUCAGAGAGGUUCGUUACAAUAUUUGCUGGACUGGGUUGAAAUGGCAUUAGGUGCAUCAGCUGCUGCAUGUGGAGCUGCUACUACAGAGAAUGUUCUGAAUAAACCUGGUAUGAUCUCUUCUGAAUUCUAUAGCAUUGCAUUACAGCAGAUGAAGAAGGCAGAUGGAUCAUGUAGUGAUAGAAACUCUGCAUUGGCUGAGAUUACAUCAUGUGAUGGACUCUCACCUUUAUACCAAGCUGCCAUGUGUCUCAUUGAAGAGGUGUGUAAAUUAGCAUCUGAGUAUGCAAAGACAUGCAUCUCCCCUGAUGAGAAUAAGAAUUGCAGUAAAGAAAACAGUAAUAUAGUUUCUGAGAAUUGCGAAGUGUUUGUCUGGGGGAGUAACAGUAGUCAUCAACUUGCUGAAGGAAGUCAGGAGAAGAUAUUACAACCUAAAAUGGCACCUUCCUUUUCUAAUGCUGUUGUGAUUGAGUCUGGUCAGUAUUGUACAUUUGUCAUUUCACCUGAUGGAUCAGUAAGAGCUUGUGGAAAAGGAAGUUAUGGACGUCUUGGCCUUGGAGAUUCAAAUAAUCAACCACAACUUAAAAAAAUCAAUUUUGAAACACACGUCAUACGGAAAACCUCUUCAUCUAAGGGUUCUGAUGGGCAUACUUUAGCUUUGACAGCAGAAGGUCAGGUAUUUAGCUGGGGAGAUGGUGACUAUGGUAAACUAGGUCAUGGUAACAGCUCUACACAGAAAUACCCUAAAUUAAUCCAAGGUCCUUUGACUGGAAAGAUUGUUAGAUGUAUAUCAGCUGGUUAUCGACACAGUGCAUGUGUAACUGAAGAUGGUGAAUUAUACACUUGGGGAGAAGGAGAUUAUGGUAGACUAGGUCAUGGUGAUAGUAAUAGUAAAAGUUUACCAACAUUGGUUAAAGAUAUCAGUAACGUUGGUCAAGUGUCUUGUGGGAGUUCCCAUACAGUAGCUGUAUCUCAAGAUGGUAGAACAGUUUGGUCAUUUGGUGGCGGUGAUAAUGGUAAACUUGGUCAUGGAGACACUAAUAGAGUGUAUAAACCAAAAGUUGUUGAAGCAUUGAUUGGUUUAUAUUUGAGAAAAGUUUGCUGUGGGAGUCAGUCCACAUUAGCUCUGACAUCCACUGGACAGGUAUAUGCUUGGGGUUGUGGUGCAUGUCUAGGUAGUGGGUCAUCAGAGUCUACAGCUCUCAGACCUAAACUCAUUGAAGACCUUCAGUCUACCAGAAUUGUGGAUAUAGCUUGUGGAGACAGUCACUGCCUUGCACUUAGCCAUGACAAUGAAGUAUAUGCAUGGGGUAAUAAUGCCAUGGGACAGUGUGGUCAGGCCCAUACUACUAGUCCUAUUACAAGACCAAAGAAAGUACUUGGCUUAGAUGGAAUAAAUGUGAAUCAGAUAUCUGCAGGUACAUCACACAGUAUUGCAUGGACUGCUUUACCAACUGAUAGACAAGUUGUAGCAUGGCAUCGACCAUUCUGUGUUGAUCUUCAAGAAGGCACAUUUUCACAUUUAAGAACAUUUCUAGAACGUUAUUGUGAUGGAUUUGAUAGUCCAACACCACCCCAGCCAUUCCCUACUGCUAGAGAACAUCAUCAUUUUGUACUACUUUGUCUUCGACUUCUUUGUACUCAUUUACAACUUGCCCUAGCUGGUGGUGUUGCUGCAACUAUUCUAGGCACUCAAUCUGGACCACUCAGACAUUUACUCUUCAGAUUAAUGGACUCAAAUACACCAGAAUCUGUCCAACAGGCUGUCAGUGAAACAUUAUCAGUUGGUGCUCCAUUAUUACUUCCACCAUUGCGAGAGAGGAUGGAAUUACUACAUUCAUUAUUGCCACAAGGACCUGAUAGGUGGGAUGGCUUAUCCAAAGGACAGAGAAUGCAGUUAGGUAUAAUUCUAACCAGUCUACAAGAUAAUACUCAUGUAGCUUCACUUCUGGGAUUCUCAUGCCCUCUGGAUAUGGAUCUUGAACCACGUACUAGUCAGCCUACUACAAGUCAACAAGACAUGCAUCUUGCUGAAGUCUUAAUGAAAACAUUGCUUAGAAAUCUGGGCUUUCAUACUGAACAAGCAUUUGGUGAACUUGAAAAGAAUAGCGAUAAAGACCCAAGUUCAAUUUCCUGUGAAGAUGAUGCUCCUCCUUCUCACUUACGUGAAUUAUUAGCAUCAUUACAGAAACAUCUUUUAGCAUAUAUUCAUGUCAAUGCAUAUGAAGAAACUCGAUGUGCUUCCAGUGUGUCAUUACUUCAUAACCAUUUGUCAUUACUUCUACCACAUGCUGUUGAAGUUCUGAAUAGAUCAAUAACAUUACUCCAGGAGAGUGCAGGUGUGAGCUCAUCAGCAGUCAGAGAUAAACUAAGAGAUGUUCUUUAUAGUUCUGCAGCAGGUGCAAUGUUAUCCCAAAUCAUCCAUUCAUUGUUGUUGUUACCAUUCCUCAUAGUACAGCCAUUAUUGCCAGCAUUGUUGUCGUUAUUACCACAGCUAGAUAAAUUGAACCGACUACUUCCAGCAGCAGCUCUUCUGGAAGAACAGGAAUUAGAAUGGCCUAUUCAUGCCACACCAGAUAGUAUUGAUCCUGCAGCAUUACCACUACCACAACCUGCUAAGUCUUGGGUAUGGCUAGUGGAUUUAGAACGUGCUGUUGCAUUAUUAGUUGGACGUUGUCUGAAUGGCAUGCUGAUUGGGGUACCAUUAACUAAUGAAGAAAAGGAUACACAACACUGGAUAAAAUCUCACCUGCUAAGUAAUGGAUUGGAACAAGACCAACAAUCAUCCAGAUGUGAUAAAGAUCUUAGUUAUAUAACAGAAGCAGUUUUAUCGAACGGAGACGAGCAACACUUCUAUGAGCAACAGCAGCAAUCAGCUGACAAUAACAUUCUGAUGGACAUCAUAUUAGGUGUUAGUAGAGAACCUGCACAUUCUAUAUUUAUGAAUAUGAUGGAGUAUGCUGCUACCAGAGAUUGGGAUACUUGUGAAAUAACAGAGGAACCCAUGUUAGAUGCUGCUUCCAGAUGUACUUUAGCUUGCCUUUUAAAACACUGUCAUCUUUUAUCGGCUGCUUCCCACAGAAAGAGUGCAAGUAAGUCUCUUGUUGAGGCAUAUCGAUGUGUUUAUAUGGUUAGAAGAAGAUUGCUGGCAACCAAAGCAAUGCAACAAGCUAAACAGGAAAUGAAGAAAAGAGUGCGAACACGAUUAGAAAGUGAUGUGUCGGAUGAUGCCGGGACAGACGAUAAUGAUACAAGUAGAGAAGAAGUUAAUGAAAGAGAUCCUGAAAACAGAGAAGUACCUUGUCUUCCAAGUACACCACAAACAAACCAAGAAUCUAAAGAUAAUUCUGACCAGGAUAAUUUUAUUGAAUCCUGCAAAUCUUUGAUAAAACGAUGUGUUUUCCUUGUGACUGAUGUUUGUAGUGCUAUUCCCGGAGAAGAUGAUAUUCUGAAACCAACUUCCACUAAAAAGCCAUUAACACCUGUCAGAGAGAACUAUACUGAGUCUGAUCAUUUGAAGUAUCCUGAACGAACAGUGAGCCAACCAGAGUUUGGAAAUAUUCCAAGACCUGAUGAACAAAGGCUUUCACCUUGCUCAUCACACAGUAGAAGUGAUCAUGGUUUGAGUACUAGUGGAUCUCAGGUGUUUGGAUCACUGGUGUCUGUAAAGGAAGCAUGGAAAAGACUGAGAUGGAGACGAGAUAGAAUGGGUUUACAUGGAACAUCUGGUCAUAACUUAGCUGAAUAUCGUAGCAUUGCUCAUCAAACCACAGCAUUUAUGAUCAAGAAUUUAACAAGUGAAAUUGCUGACUUUGUUUGUGGGGAGUUUACUAAGCCUGAGUCUGGUCUUAGUGAUUUUGAGGCUGUGGGUACGUCAUCAGAUCCUUGUAUACUCACAUCAUCCAUGCAGAUGCAACAACAUAGAGCUGAGAUGAGAGUUGCAUCAUUAAAUCAAAUACUGUCUUUGCUGAAUGGUAAAGAUGAUGACAAACCUGACAAACCAAAAUCUAAGAGUAGAGAUACUCUUCUCGUAGCACCAUUUACUUCAAUAUCAUUAUUGAGUUCUGUACAUUUACAAUAUUUACUUGGAUGUUUUGGUCUUGGUAUGUUGGAACCAAUUAUGGAUGGUCCGUAUGUGCCCCAUCUUUAUCAUUACCAGGAUGGUGUAAAAGCAGCAAGAUCUAGUACUCAACAGGAAAUUCAAUCUGUAGUACACAAGAUUUAUGAACAUUUAGUUUGUACCUUAUCAGAAAAAGAACAUGAUCAGAGAGCAGGGAAAGGAGCAAGACAACGGUUGCUGUUGACAACUAUAUUUGCUCUAAGUGUUAAGUACCAACCUGUUGAUAUAUCAUUAGCUGUUUCUACUGGCAUGUUAACGUUACUAUCACAACUGUGUGGUCAUCAGGCAACAUUCAAACCAUUAGUGCCAUGGUUAUCAAGAAGUGUGUCGCAACUGAACACAAUAUUACAAGUAGCAAGUAUGAGAUUGCUGCAGAUAUUAGCUGUUACAACAGGAACUUAUGCUGAUAAAUUAAGUUCUAACAUAAUCCAAGCCGUUAUGGAUCUUCUGUGCAAUCAGUUGAACAACCUGCUUGAUGUUGCCUGUGGCUAUGCUAACAAACCUCAUGCUUCACUCAAACCUCAUGAGAAAACACUGAAGGAAGACAAAGAUGAAAAUGAAACAAAAACUGGUCAGCAAGAUCCUUCCAAGAAAGCUGAUCCUAGGAGGCCUUUGAAACCAAUAAGUGAACGUUCAAGGAAACUAGCAGAGACCUCAUUGGGUGACUUCUUAGUGUUCUUAAGACGUGUAGCAUCUUCUAGAGUUGUUCAGCAACAGAUUAGUGACAGGAAAUGGUGUAAUCUCUUGCUGUCUAUUGCUGGAAACAAACCAGGUACUGCAACUCCACUGGUAGAGAAUGUGAGGACUCGACUUCUAGCUCUUCACUUAUUGGAAGCUGUCUUACCAGCAUGUGAUGUCAAUACACAUAGUGAUCACAUCAAAUCUGUUGUGGAUGUUUUAUUUUCUAAUCUUUCGGAAAGUUUCUGGUGUGUGCCGCAAGCUGUGAGUGAACCAGUAACUUCAGAAAAGUUUCUGACAAAAGGUUCAACAUUCCAGGAGGAAGAAGAUGAAGAUAAGUUAGCAAUGCAGGAAGCCACAUUUGAUGGUGAACGAACAGUUUGUUGUAGUGGUGAAAAUGGCCAUACUCUCGUACAUGGAUCUGGUGGUAGAGGCUAUGGUUUGGGAUCAACAGGAAUUACGUCUGGUUGUUAUCAAUGGAAGUUUUUCAUUGUAAAAGAGAAUAAAGGAAAUGAAGGAACAUGUGUUGGAAUAUCUAAAUAUCCAGUACGAGAUUUCAGUCACAGAACAACAUCUGACAUGUGGUUAUAUAGAGCUUACAGUGGGAAUUUAUAUCAUAAUGGUGAACAUUCAUUAACAUUGCCAGGAUUUACGCAAGGAGAUUAUAUUACAUGUGUAUUAGACAUGGAAGCUAGGACAAUCUCAUUUGGAAAAAACGGAGAUGAACCAAGACUUGCCUUUGAAGAUGUAGAUGUGACUGAACUUUAUCCAGUAGUUAUGUUUUACAGCAGUAAUCCUGGAGAAAAGGUUAAAAUCUGUGAUAUGCAAGUAAGAGGUGCACCAAGAGAUUUGUUACCUGGUGACCCGCUCUGUGCUCCACUGUCAGCUGUUAUAGCAGAAGCUAAUGUAGCACUUAUAAGAUUACUGCAUAGAAAUGGAAACUGGACACAAGCUAUCAAUAAAUGUAUUCUAGAAAGAUUUUCAUCUAUCAAGAAAAUAACAGAGUUGUUGGAAGGAAAAGCUGAUGAUGUUAAAAAUAACAAGAAAGAUGAUACGGAGGAGUCAACAAAAGAGGAUAAAGAUGGAAAACUAACUAAGCAUGAAAAUGUGUCAGAAGACAAAUUGCAAGAAAUAUUACAAACUGAAAGCGAGCAAAAGGAUUCUGAUAAACCAGAUGAUACAGUGACAGCAGAUGAUAAAUCUGAUGAUGUUGUAGAAACCGAAAAAGAGGAAGUUACUUUGAAUAGUUUGUGCCAGUAUGUAUGGCCAGCGUUGUCUGUUAUUGGUGGUGUUGAUAGAGGGUUGCGAGUUGGCGGUAGAUGUGUUCACAGACAGACAUCGAGAGAAGCUACACUAUUGGGAGUUUUAAAAGAAGGUGGCACAUCUGGAAAAGUUCAAUGGGAGGAUGCUGAUGCCACAAUCAGUGACACAGCGAUAUCUAAUUUGGAUGCAAUAGAACCAGUUGGAUUUGAUUCAAGCAAACUGAAUGGACUGUCAGCAUCACAUCUGAUGGAAUUAAUGAAGCUGUCAUCAAUCAUUGAAGACAAUGCUGCUGCAGAGUUGAAGCUUGCAUCGGCUAGAAAAUACAAGACUGAAAAGUCAUUACAGAGAGAAUCAGAACAAGGUUCGCUAGAAAAAAGUUUAGAUGCCGACAUUGCCAGUGCAAUGAAUGUAGAUGAAUGUAGUUCAGGAGCUAGUACACCAAGGGAUACAACUGUUGAAAUGACAGAAAGAGCAGUAUCAACUGAAUACCCUGAAUCACUUGAUUAUGCCGUUACAACAGCGAUAACAGUGAUCUCAGAUUCUAGUGGGACUGUGAGUAGAAAGCAAACUGCCCAACUUGCAUCUCCUGAAUCCAGUUUGUCUGAUUCUUCACCAGUGAAUGAACCCACAGGCCUAUCUACUGCCAGUGCUGCCACACAAGCUGGUGAAACGAUUGCUGCAAGUAUCACUACUCAAUUAGUAGAUGAGGUUUUUCAAAAUCUUUCCUCUGAACUGCAGGGUGCUUUCACGUCUAAAUCUGGAGACAAAUCCGCAUACAUCGGUAAAAGUGCUGCACUAACACAUUUGAUGUCUGAGGAUAGACCAGAAAAUACUGAUGCACUCAGUAAAAGCACAGCACCCCCUAGUGACGUGAUGGAGCCAUGGAAAAAUGAAUGCGAGAUAAGUGCCUUACAGUCAGCAUAUCUCCAGAUUGGAGCCUUGAAAUCCCUCGCUGUUAUCAUGGGUUGCAGUAAAUUUGCUGAAAUGUUGUUGGUUCCAAAGGCUGAUCUAGAAGAGAAGGAUCCUACACCAGAAGAAACUAAGAAUGAUGAGGAUGGCGAUAAAAGUACAAAAAGUCGGGACGAAAAUGAUGAAUUAAAGGAUGUGAUGAGAACUGUUAUGAAACAGAUGGUAAAGAGAGCUGUUAUGCCGUCCCCGAUUAAAAGAAUUGUAUCAUUAAUGGAAUUAGAAAGGGCACAUGCGAUACUACUUAAGAUGGCAAUCAAUGGUUCUUAUGCAGAUAUUGGUGAACCACUGUCUAAAUCAAGUGAUGAGAGUACCAAGGCUAAUGAUGUUAAUAAAUCCACACCUUCAGAACCAUCAUCAACUCCAAAUAGUCGAACUCAAAAUCAAGAUUCAAAUGCCAAUUUUGAUGGACCUAUAGUUCGUGCAUUUGACAGACAAAGGAGUACAUUACGUUCAAACGCACCACCUUGUCUGGUCAUACCACCACAGAUUGCAACUACAUCAGAUACUCUACCUACACUGUCACCAUCAUUGUCUCCUCCAUUGACACCAGUCAUACAAGGACAGGGUGUAGUGGAGGUUGGUAGGGAGAUAACAGAUGCAGUUGCAACCUCCACAACUUCAUCCUCAUCAAGACCAUCAAGUUGUCCUCAGAGGAGAAGAUCUCCAUCGCCACCCCCACCACCACCACCACUGCCACCUCCACCGAUAGCAGUACCAUUACUAGAAAUGGGAUUUUCCAUUGGACAUAUUAAAAGGGCUAUGACUGCCACUGGCACCAGAGGAGAAGUAGAUGCUCGUAGAAUAAAUGUGUUAGCAACAUGGAUGAUAGAACAUCCCAGUACUGUAGAAGAUGAAGAUGAAGAACCUACACCUACACCUUGUAGUGAGGAACCUACACCAUCCAGACCAUUACUUUCAACUCCUGUACACCAAGCCCCAAUGGCUAUAUGUGAAAGUACUGCUAUUGAACCAAUGGAAAGGAGUGAGAUAGGUGAAAGAGAAGUUGAAAGUGAAUUAAUGCAUGUAACAAGAAAUGACCGUCCACCCACUAGACAAGGUGGUCUACAUCAAAGAUAUAGGGCUAUGGCUGAUUUGACAUCGUUAAUGACUCAUAGAGGUCGUGACAGUCAUGAAAAUGCAGAGAGAGCACAUGUGCGCGGUGAAGGCAAUGCUUUAUAUGAUACACUGUAUCUUGAUGAAGACAUAGAAAUAGAUGAUGAUCCCAUGGAAGAUCUUUUCAAUGCGGAUUUUGCAUCUGAAAGGGAACUUUUGGGACUUUGGUAUCCAGAGCUUUCUAGAGAAUUAGAUGGUGAAACUGAAAGUACAGUCAACUGUGAUUUAUGCGGUGUAACAACAAGCCAGUUCAAUCGUCAUAUGCGUACUCAUCAUCCAGGCUGUGGUGGUAGUUGCGGACAGAAAGGUUAUCGCAGUAAUGGAUCAUUCGUCGACGGUUGGUUUGGCGGUGCUUGUGGUAGUGGAAAUCCAUAUUACUUAAUGUGCAAUGAUUGCCGUGAGAAGUAUCUGGGAAAAACUAUAGAGAAAAAAAUUGCGAUUGAUUUCACUACUUCUCCUGAAGGUGGAGGUGAUGAUGAUUUAGAUGUAUCAACUUUGGAGUCAGAAUUGCAAUUAACAGGUCUGGAAAGUUUUGAUUUGAUUCAGACCAAGCUUGGUUUGACUGAUCGUAAACCAGUUCCAAGCCCAGUACAGUUUAAGGAGCCUGAUCCCUUAGGAACCACUAGUGCAGUGAUAAAGGCUAUUGGUGAUCGGAAUAACCCUACCAUGACAGUCAGUGAUACAAGAAUAAAAGAACCUUCCCAUAGUGAAAGAAUAAGUCUAGGAGAACAAGUCGCCUUAUUGAAUAGUCCACAUGAAAGAACCUUAGCACUGCAUAAGACAACCGCUGCAGCUCAAGUACUUCUUGCAAGAUCCAUGGUUAUGAGAGCUUUAUCUUUAUUGUCUAUAAGUGGAUCAGUGUGUAACCUAACAGAAGGAUUAGAGUCGUUAGGUUUGGCUGAUAUACGUCUGGUUGUACGAUUGAUGUGUUUGGCUGCAGCAGGAAGAGCCGAGUUCGCCACACCCAUGGAUGUAUUGCAUUCAUCUUUGCCUAAUAGUACUAGUAAUGGGGAUAAUAACAAUAGUUCAUCUGCCAGUCUGUCAUAUCUGAGUUCAGCCAUUGGUUCUCUAGCUUCAAACAGCCCACCAGCAUCAAAGCUUUUAAUACAACUCUGUACUCAGGUAUUAAACUUAAAAAUAUUAUACAAUGGCUGCAGGAAUUUCUCAGGCAUACCCAAACUAAUUAUCUCUAAAUCCAACUCUCAUAAUUCUGAGAUAAAUCAUGCUCAUCAGUUAAAAAUGUGUGACCUCAUGUUAGCUGCUUGUGGACUGAGUAAUUCAUUGCCUGAUCAUAAAAAGCCAGUACAUAAUACUAGAGAUGUGCCAGAGCAGCUACCAAGCUCGGACCAGAAAGUGUUAUCAUCACCGAGUUUUGCUGUUACGCAAGCACUUGUAGUACUACUUGCUAACAGUGGCACGGGAGGGCUUCCAAAACUGAAUCUACCGCCAAAUUCAAGAGAUCAUGACGCUAUUUCGUUGGAUGAUACAGAUCCUACUUCAUCCUCCUCCUCUACACCAGGUAUGCUCAGUUAUGGUCCUCUACAUUUAGCUAAUGCCUUAGCUGCCUGCUGUCUCUCUGCCAAGUUACCUUCAUUACACCGUGAAUGGGCGGCUCAACAAUUGGUUAGGAUGCUGGCUGGACAAAUGAAGGAUGGUUCACCUGUGUCUGAAUGUGGUGCAGCUGAUUUAGCGGGUGAUUUACCAAAGUGUACGCUUCUAAAGUUAGAAGCGCAUCAGAAUAAAGUUACUACGUGUACAUGGUUCGCAAAGAAAAAUAUUGUUGCUACAAGUGGUUAUGAUGGUACAGUGAGAGUCUGGAAUCUGUCCUCAAGGAUGCAACCAAUAUUACAGCAAACAUGCGUCUUUAAUAAAAAUGAUGAUACAGAGUAUCGGAAAUACUGUGCUGAAGAUUAUAGUGGUCAAGUGCUGUCGUAUAUUUCUUGGAAUGCUACUGGUAAAUUGCUGGCUGGUGCCAUUGAAAAUUAUGUAAAUAUAUGGGCUGUAUCUGGUGGACGUGGCCAUUUAGAUAUCCAGCCUCACUAUGUUACAGCUAUGACUUGGCCUCAACAUAGAGCGUUAUUUGAAGGUAGAGUCGGCACCACCAUGGAUUUACUACUUGUCGGUAGACUGGAUGGAUCUGUUGCUAUUAUUGAAGUUAUAGAUGCAUCAACUAUCAAUAGAGUUGAAUUGCAACACUGCUACAGAACAGGGGUGUCUGUAUCACAUGUAGCUUGGUAUGAUGAAGAUCGACAAUUUGCCAUUGGCUACAGUGAUGGUAUUGUACAGUUUUGUAGUAGGAAUUCAUAUGAACCUGAUCCACUUCAAACAAUUCAUGCACAUGAGAAUGGUUUAUCUUGUAUGAAGUGGGACCCAACUGGUAAUCUUCUUGCCACAUGUGCUGAUGAAAAGUUAGUCAAAGUUUGGGCUAAACUGGGAGAGAAUUGGUCACCUGUUUAUUGUCUGGCUCAUACAUCAUUUGCCGGUACAAUGGCUUGGUGUUCAGCACCCGGCAAAGGAGAUGAGCCUCUCCUCAUGCUAGCUACUGGUUGUGAGAGUGGAGUAGCAUGUGUGUGGACAAUUCCUCAACCUGGUGCAUCAGCUAAGCUGCCGACAACAUUGUAUUCAUAUAACCAGUAUAACGUUGAAGGUCAUACUGUUGAAGCUGAACAUGAACGAGAAGAAUCAUUCUCACCUCUGAAAGGAACAAGGGGAACUCGUCGUUUUGGAGUAUUUGCUAAAGAUCAAUUGUGUAAAUGUGUUAUGAUGUUAAAAGGUCAUAUAAGCUGUAUUACUAAACUUGUGUUCAAUCCUAAUGGUAUGGUAUUGGUAACAGGUUGUUGUAAAGGAUUGGUCAAUAUGUGGUCUCUCCAGUUUGGUGCUUUAAUUCAGACUCUGCCUGGUAAUGGUGGAGUGCAAGACAUGUGCUGGGCAGGAGAGUCAGGAUUAGUCAGUUGUUUUGCCAGAUCCAAAGACGUCACCAUGGUGAACUAUAGUAAUGACUGGUAUAAUAGAAAUAAAGUGUUGAUUACAGCUAGAUCAGCAUUGAAAUCACAAGGUAUAUAUGGUUUGAAUCAAGCACCUUGUCUCAAAGCACUACUGGAAAAAUUACCUAUUAUAUUACAAGAGCAGUAUAUAUAUGAAAAGAGCCAUGUACUAUGUGGAGAUCAGUUGGUACACAGUGCAUUUCUACAGUGUUUGGCAUCACUCGCCUUAGGUUUGAACUACGACAAAGUACUCUGUGUUACAUCAUAUCCACCACAUCAUAGACCAGGACCUAAUGAUGUCACAUCUGUCCCUGAAUGGUGUUGGUUGGCAUCUUUCUGUACUGCUGUUAAAUCAGCUGACUCUUUAGUUAGACGAUCAGCCUUCCCAUCAACCUUUAAAGUACCUAAUACAGAGCCUGUGAAUGAAGAUGAUCCCUUGCAGCCCAAAGAUAAUUCUGCAUGGACUUUAACUAUGGAUGAACAAAUCAUGGCUUGGGCUACUCAUAAACCAGAGGACUGGCAACUUGGUGGUAAAUGUGAUGUGUAUUUAUGGGGUGGAGGUAGACAUGGUCAGCUAGGUGAGACUGGAAGAGGCGUGUCUUCACCUUCCUUAACAUCAUCGUUCUCAAACUCACAACAGGUUGUAUGUGGUCAAAACUGUACGUUUGUGGUACAUCCGAACGGGACUGUUUCAGCAUGUGGUGAAGGUAGUUAUGGUCGACUUGGACAGGGUAAUUCAGAUGAUUUACAUUCACUCACUACGAUAUCAGCAUUACAAGGUUUUGUAGUGACUAGGUUAGAAACAUCAUGCGGUUCUGAUGGCCAUUCCAUGGCGUUAACUGAAAGUGGGGAAGUAUUUAGCUGGGGAGAUGGUGAUUAUGGCAAACUUGGACAUGGUAAUAGUGAUCGACAGAGAAGACCAAGACAGGUUGAAGCUUUACAAGGAGAAGAAGUAGUACAGAUGACAUGUGGUUUCAAGCAUUCAGCAGUAGUAACAUCUGAUGGUAAAUUGUUUACAUUUGGUAAUGGUGACUAUGGUAGACUAGGUCAUGGUAAUACAUCAAAUAAGAAGAUACCGGAAAGAGUUAUUGCUUUGGAUGGACAGGCAAUUGGACAGGUUGCAUGUGGUUUGAACCAUACUGUAGCUAUAUCUGCUGAUGGCAAUACUGUGUUUGCAUUUGGUGAUGGAGACUAUGGUAAACUAGGGCAAGGCAAUUCUACAGCCAAGUCAUCACCUCAGAGAGUGGAUUCCCUGUGUGGAAUUGGAGUCAAGAAGGUUUGCUGUGGUACUCAGUUUACUGUGGCUCUCACUAAAGAUGGAAGAGUUUUCACAUUUGGACAAGAUCGUUUAACUGGCAUACCAGAAGGUAGAGGGAGACCGACUAACAAACCACAGCAAGUACCAGGCUUAUCCGGAUAUUACGUAGAUGAUAUCACUGUUGGUUCCGAACAUACACUUGCAUUAACAUCCAGUGGAGAUGUUUUUGCUUGGGGUAGCAAUGGUGAUGGUCAGCUUGGACUAGGUCAUACAAACUCAGUAAGGGAACCGACCAUGAUCAGUGCACUACAAGGAAAGAAUAUAAGACAGAUUUCUGCAGGACGCACUCACAGUUCUGCAUGGACAGCACCACCACCACCUAAAAGACAACCAGGUACCCCAGCACCAUUGCAAUUAGGUCAUCCUGAAACAAUUCCACCCCAAUUCACUGCAUUAAAAGAGUGCAGUGUAGAUUCUGUGAGAGCCAGGCUACGACUAUUACAUCAUUUCUCAGAUUUAAUUUAUUCAUCAUGGAGGCUGCUAAACUUGACUCCACAUCAGGUAAAUAUUGGUAAACAUAAUGCAGGCACUACAGGUCUUGUAAAUGGACAAUUGAGAUCACUGUUGGCACCUAGAGUCUAUACUUUGCCAAUGGUUAGAUCUGUUGGUAGAACUAUGGUACAAGGAAAGAACUAUGGACCACAAAUAACUGUUAAAAGACUUGCUACAAGAGGUCGGAAAUGUAAGCCCAUCUUUGUGCAGAUUGCAAAACAAGUUGUCAAGUUGAAAGCGGCUGAUCUUCGUCUACCAGCUAGAGCUUGGAAAGUUAAGCUAGUUGGUGAAGGUGCUGAUGAUGCGGGUGGUGUAUUUGAUGACACUAUUACUGAGAUGUGUCAAGAGCUACAGACUGGUAUUGUACCUUUAUUGAUACCAACUCCAAAUGCUUCAUCAGAAGCUGGACAGAAUAGAGACAGGUUUGUGUUGAACCCAUCGGCUAAUACUGAGGAGCAUCUAUCUAUGUUUAAAUUUCUUGGUAUACUAUUUGGAGUCGCAGUUAGAACUAAAAAGCCUUUAGAUUUGCAUCUUGCAUCAAUUGUAUGGAAACAAUUAUGUGGCAUGCCAUUAACCUCAGAUGAUAUAGAUGAAGUGGAUCUAUUAUUUAUGCAGACUCUGAGAGGCAUAAAAGAUAUUGAUAAAAGUGGAGUCACUGAUGAAAAUUUCCAUGAGGUAAUACCUCUGUACACCUUUGAAUGUCAAAGUGCUGAUGGUAGAUUUGUACCUGUUGUACCAGGUGGUAGAAGUUUACCGUUGACUUACAACAACAGAAAAGACUAUGUUGACAGGGCUCUUUAUUAUAGACAACAUGAAAUGGAUUGUCAAGUAGCUGCUGUCAGAGAAGGAAUGUCCUGGAUUGUUCCUGUACCAUUAUUAUCCUUAUUAACUAUGCAGCAGUUGGAACAAAUGGUUUGUGGUUUGCCACAUAUAUCAAUAGAUGUAUUGAAAAAAGUUGUCAGGUAUCGUGAAAUAGAUGAAAACCACCAUUUGGUCAACUGGUUGUGGCAGACAUUGGAGGAAUUCACUAAUGAAGAACGAAUCCUAUUCAUGCGAUUUGUAUCUGGACGUUCCAGAUUACCAGCAAAUGUUGCUGAUAUCUCACAAAGAUUUCAAAUUAUGAAAGUGGAUAGAUCAUUAGAUGGUCUACCUACUGCCCAGACGUGCUUCUUUCAACUACGUAUCCCACCAUAUACAAGUCAGCCAGUUAUGGCUGAGAAAUUAAGAUAUGCCAUCAACAACUGUAGAUCAAUUGACAUGGAUAACUACAUGCUAUCAAGAAAUACUGACACUGGAGCUCUAUCUGAUGAAGAGUUUUAGACACCAUACAAAUAAAUCAUCAAAAAUGUAUAGCGAGAAGCCUGAGACAGAAUUUUGUUAUGUUUUGAAUGGAUUUGUAAGCCUUUGCAAUUUAUUUAUACAUAGUUUACCUGGCAUUAAUGGUACUAAAUUCGACUGAUGCUGAAGCAGUUAUAAUUUAUUAAUUGAAUAUAGUAAAGCAGAUACUUUUAGUUUCCUCAGUCAACAUCAUGCAUGGAGUCAGCAGAUAUUUCCUGACUAAGGGUGCUCUUUCUUCAUCACUGCUCUAGUUUGCUUUAAAAAUGAUUGAAUGAUUUAUUUAUUUAUUAUCAGCUGAAAAACUAAUUUUUGUGUGUGUAUUAGAACCUAAAACUUUUACUGAUUGGCAUACAUGAUUCAUAAUUCAUAAUUAACUUAAAUUAAGUUUUAUAUGAUUUGUAUUCUUGGAAUUUCUUUUCAAUAAAAUCAUUAUAGACACCAAAAUGUAAUCUGUUUAUUUUAUUAUUUUUAAGUUUAAGUAGUAGUAAAGAGAACUGGACUUUGUGCUUUAUGAUGCUUAUCUUUGUUACUUGCCAUUUAAUAUAUAGACUGAGUGGUCUAACCAACAGUAUUAUUUUGCAUUGAUUAGUGAUGUUAAUUAGAAAUUACUGAAAUUGAGAUAUAUAUUACAUAACAAUUUUACACUGUUGAAGUUUAGUGAGAUUGAAAGAAAAUAUGGUUAUGCUAAAAAUGAAUAUGAUGUGGUUGAAUAAAUAAUAUGUCCUAUACAUAUAUGCCAUAU